Molecule: messenger RNA, 1812 nt
Organism: Carya illinoinensis
Lineage: Eukaryota; Viridiplantae; Streptophyta; Magnoliopsida; Fagales; Juglandaceae
Product: LEAF RUST 10 DISEASE-RESISTANCE LOCUS RECEPTOR-LIKE PROTEIN KINASE-like 2.1
Exons: 3
Coding region: 8-1429 (473 amino acids)
Biological process (GO): protein phosphorylation
Molecular function (GO): protein kinase activity; ATP binding
Source: RefSeq, a predicted model, not a curated record
UGCUACUAUGAAAGUUCCCAUUUUCAAAACGAGUGCUCUCAAUGGCUUCCUUGCGGGUGGAGAAACAGCACUACCGUUACUGGUGGAAGUUCUGAAGGAAGGGUUUGAGGUGGAAUACGAUCGAUCGUUGCCGGUUGCCUGUACUGGGUGUGAGCACUCAGGCGGAAGAUGCGGCUCUAAUAGCACCUCCCGGUUUGUCUGCUUUUGCCGUGACGGAGUGCGAUCUCUUGAGUGUGUUCCAAACAACUCAGACGGCCAGAAGGUCAGCAGAUUGAAAGUGAUGAUAAUAGCAUUUGCCAGUUUAUCUAUUGUAAUUGGAGUUCUGAUAAUUGGCCUCUGCUUCAAGAGAAAGUUUACAUCCAUUAAUAUCAUUCAUUUUUUCGAGAAGGAAAAUCCAACCCAUCAAAGUGUGGAGACAUUUCUAAGGAAUAAUGGACCAUUUUCAAUAAGAAGAUACAGUUACUCAGAUAUCAAGAAAAUGACCAACUUUUUCAGAGAUCAAUUAGGCCAAGGAGGCUAUGGUUGUGUCUACAAGGGAAAAUUACAAGAUGGUUCUUUUGUAGCAGUGAAAGUUUUGAAAGAAUCAAAAGGAGAUGGAGAGGAAUUCAUUAACGAGGUUAAGAGUAUUAGUAGGACCUCCCAUGUCAACAUUGUUACUCUUAGAGGCUUUUGCUUCGAGGGUUCUAAAAGAGCUCUCAUUUACGAGUUUAUGCCUAAUGGAUCUCUCGAGAAGUUCAUAUACCGAAAAGCUCCACCAAAAGUUGAUCAUCAUCAAUUGGGAUGGGAAACAUUAUACAUGAUUGCAGUUGGCAUAGCUCGAGGAUUAGAGUACUUACACAGAGGUUGUAACACACGAAUCUUGCAUUUUGACAUCAAGCCUCACAACAUUCUUCUGGAUGCGAACUUCUGUCCAAAGAUUUCUGAUUUUGGCCUUGCAAAAAUAUGCCCUAGAGAAAAUAGUAUCAUAUCAAUGUCGGGUGCAAGAGGCACCGUGGGAUAUAUAGCUCCAGAAGUAUUUUGUAGAAAUUUUGGAAGGAUCUCACAUAAAUCCGAUGUUUAUAGCUAUGGAAUGAUGAUUUUAGAAAUGGUUGGGGCUAAAAAUAAUAUAGAUGUUGAGACUGAUCAUACCAGUGAAACAUACUUUCCACAUUGGAUAUACAGACACCUUGAACUAGAUAAAGAACUAUGGAUGCAAGGUAUCAUAAUUGAAGAGGACGAACAAAAUAUAAAGAAGAUGCUAAUAGUGGGUUUGUGUUGUAUACAGACCGACCCGUCAAAUCGUCCAACGAUGAGUAGAGUUGUGGAUAUGCUAGAAGGAAGCCUUGACUCUUCGCAAAUCCCACCGAAGCCUUUUUUGUCUUCCACAUCACGAUCUCUAGGUGAUUCUUCGAGUACAGUGGCUCUCCAUUAUGAUUCUAUUAUACCCUGAAAAAUAUCUUUUUCUUAGAAAAUGAAAUCUUAAUCCUUGGUAGUAACCUUGUAUUCGUCACUUAUAUGAUGUUUUAGCUUGUCAAAAGACCUUACCAUGGAAGAAAAUUAUAUUUGAUUGCCUCAAAUAUGCAAUAAUACCUAGUGAAUGGCUCCCAUGACAAAUUUAUAAUUCUUUGAGUCGAUCUUGGUAAGUUGUAAUCAUGUCCUUGUGUAAAUGAUAUUCCCUACAUAAUCUUAUAUAUAUAGGUAGUUCAAAUAACCAUAAAAGCACCACAAAGUGAUGGGAAGAGUACUACAGGUUAGUUUUGAGGAAUAUAUGAUAAUAAUUUACUUUAGGAUUUCAAGAAUGUAUAGGCACAGUAUAAGGAUACUUUUUGUUGU